Uloborus diversus is the source of this 408-nucleotide messenger RNA. Its product is annotated as neprilysin-1-like. The coding region runs from base 1 to 408 and encodes 135 amino acids. Gene Ontology annotation, molecular function: metalloendopeptidase activity. The transcript has 5 exons. NCBI's taxonomy places the organism in Eukaryota, Metazoa, Arthropoda, Arachnida, Araneae, Uloboridae. Gene Ontology annotation, biological process: protein processing. The record is from RefSeq and is a predicted model, not a curated record. Gene Ontology annotation, cellular component: plasma membrane.
AUGGUAGAAGGCCUAAAAGGUAAACUACCCAAUUCUGCCGCGCUAAGCACAGAUGUGGCUGACGGCAAAUUCACUUUAGCAGAAAACAUUGCGGAUAAUGGAGCUAUUAGAAACGCAUUUAAAGCCUUUAAAUUGCACCUGGCUUUAUCUGAUGAGUACGUUGGUAACCGCAAAAGAUUACCUGGACUUUCAGCGAGCCCAGAACAACUCUUUUUUCUUGGAUAUGCUUCCGUAUGGUGUGGUAACAUCACAGCUGAAUAUGCAGCAUGGAUGAAAGUGUUAGACAACCACAGCCCAAACAAAUUAAGAGUAAACGUACCAUUAGCAAAUUUCAAGGAAUUUGCCCGAGCCUUCAAGUGUAUUCCUGGAACUCCAAUGAACCCAAAACAUAAAUGUAUCCUGUGGUGA